UUAUCAUCACUAUGGAUGUUAGGCUACACUCUCUAGCUUGCCUACUCCAAUCCUGCAACACCCGCCACUCCGUUCACAAAGGGAGACAGCUCCACCUCCUCUUCCUCAAAAAGGGUAUCCUAAACUCCACUCUUUCAAUAGCCAAUCGUCUUCUCCAAGUGUACAUGCGUUGUGGCCACACAAGCGACGCGAUCCUUUUGUUCGAUGAAAUGUCCCAACGAAACUCUUUCUCUUGGAACACAAUGAUCGAAGGCUUCAUGAACUCCGGACACAAACAAAAAUCAAUAGAAUUCUUUAAUUUAAUGCCGCACAAGAACGAUUUUUCGUGGACUCUGGUUAUUUCGGGGUUUGCGAAAUCCGGUGAACUAGAUACCGCAAGGCGUUUGUUAAAUGACAUGCCGAGGACAAAUGGGGUAGCUUGGAAUUCGAUGAUUCAUGGUUAUUUGAAAAAUGGUCGUGCACGAGAUGCUGUUAAGAUGUUUAAGGAUAUGGAUUCAGAAACAUUUGGGAGAUUACGUGGUGAUACAUUUGUUUUAGCCACGGUGAUUGGGGCUUGUGCUGAUUUGGCUGCUCUACUGUGUGGAAAGCAAAUUCAUUCACGUAUUGUGAUUGAUGGUUUGGAGUUUGACUCGGUGUUGGGGAGUUCGCUGGUUAAUUUAUAUGGAAAAUGUGGUGAUUUGGAUAGUGCCAAUCAUGUUUUGAAUAUGAUGAAGGAACCAGAUGAUUUCUCGUUAUCAGCAUUGGUUUCGGGAUAUGCUAAAUGUGGUAGAAUGAAUGAUGCAAGAAGGAUUUUUGAUCGGAAAAGUGAUCCGUGUGUUGUGUUAUGGAAUUCAAUGAUAUCGGGUUAUGUUUCUAAUAAUGAGGACAGGGAAGCUUUAGUUCUCUUUCUUAAGAUGCGACAAAAUGGAGUUCAGGAAGACUCCUCGACAUUUACUAGUGUUUUGAGUGCCUGUAGUGCUUUAGGAGUACUCGAACAUGGUAAACAAAUUCAUAGUCACGCUUGUAAAUUUGGAGUAAUUGAUGAUGUCGUUGUAGCUAGUUCUCUGCUUGACACAUAUUCCAAGUGUGGUAGACCCAAUGAUGCUUGCAAAUUAUUUAGUGAACUCAAAGUCUUUGAUACGAUUUUGCUUAAUACCAUGAUCACAAUUUAUUCCAGUUGUGGAAGAAUUGAGGAAGCAAAACAGAUCUUUAAGAUGAUGCCAAAUAAAAGCUUGAUAUCAUGGAAUUCAAUGAUUGUGGGUCUUAGUCAAAAUGGUUGUCCAAUUGAAGCAUUAAAUCUUUUUUGCGAGAUGAAUAAACUGAACUUGAGGAUGGACAAGUUUAGUCUGGCUAGUGUGAUCAGUGCUGCUGCUAGUAUUUCUUCACUUGAACUUGGUGAACAGGUUUUUGCUAGAGUUACUGUCAUUGGACUUGAAUCCGAUCAGAUCAUUUCUACUUCCCUUGUUGAUUUCUAUUGCAAGUGUGGUUUUGUUGAAAUUGGACGAAAAUUAUUCAAUGAAAUGGUGAAAUUUGAUGAGAUCUCUUGGAAUUCAAUGUUGAUGGGUUAUGCUACAAAUGGUCAAGGAUAUGAAGCCCUAGCCUUGUUCAAUGAAAUGAGAAAUGCUGGUAUAAGACCCACUGGUAUUACGUUUACUGGGGUUCUGUCUGCCUGUGAUCAUUGUGGACUGGUUGAAGAUGGAAGGAAAUGGUUUAAUGCAAUGAAAUGGGACUAUCAUAUUGAUCCGGAGAUUGAGCACUAUUCUUGCAUGGUUGAUCUUUUUGCACGUGCUGGUUGCCUUGAGGAAGCAGUGAAACUAAUAGAACAGAUGCCCUUUGAGGCAGAUGCAAGCAUGUGGUCAUCAGUCUUAAGAGGUUGUGUGGCCCAUGGAGAUACGAAUCUCGGGAAGAAGGUGGCAGAACAUAUCAUUGAACUUGAUCCCGAGAAUUCAGGUGCUUAUGUACAGCUUUCAAGCAUAUUUGCCACCUCUGGGGAGUGGGAAAAAUCAUCUCUAGUCAGAAAGGUAAUGAGGCAGAGGCAAGUGAAAAAGAAUCCUGGUUACAGCUGGGCUGAUGGUUGAA
Molecule: messenger RNA, 2058 nt
Organism: Pistacia vera
Lineage: Eukaryota; Viridiplantae; Streptophyta; Magnoliopsida; Sapindales; Anacardiaceae
Product: putative pentatricopeptide repeat-containing protein At1g77010, mitochondrial
Exons: 1
Coding region: 12-2057 (681 amino acids)
Biological process (GO): RNA modification
Molecular function (GO): RNA binding; protein binding
Source: RefSeq, a predicted model, not a curated record